UUCACUAUCGGAGUAUCGGUACCACUGUUGGCUACUAAUAAAAAAGGUAACGUUGUUUUCUCAGCUGGAUUUCAAUUUAACUAUGCUCUGCCGUGGAAUUUAACUCAAUUACAAUCACCGAGUAUUAUUCCCUCACGACACACUGACGAUUUCAAUUUAAAUAAUAUAUAUUUGUCUAUUGAAAAUUUAUUUGAUAGACUCAAGUACUCUCUUUAUCUUACUUGUCCUAUCCACAGCGUAGUUGACGUCGCUGAAACGUUGUCGCAGUGUCAUUGUUGUCAUCGGUCCUCAUCCUCCUUUUAUAUCUUCUUGUUCUUGUUCUUGUUCUUCUUUUUCAGCUCGUCAUCUUGCUCGUUGUCUCGUCAAGAUGAGCCACUAAUUAUUUGCCACUCAGUGUACAACUGGAGCGACGGUCGACAGUGUCUUUUAAGAAGUAUUUGCGAGCUUGCAGAAACUCCAUUGAACCGAGUAAACACCGACGUUCUCGUAGAUGUUGUUCAUUUAUUACUGACACCAUCGGAAGACUUACCGGAGACGGUUAAUUCAAGCCACCGUUCUAUCGACAAAUUGUACCACCGAGCCGAACUAUUGGGGAAAUCUGGUGGUGAUUGUGCCUCAAGUUAUCCCGGUUGCGCCGAAUCACCUCUCAAGUACUUCACCCAAAUUGAUAAAUAG
Cotesia congregata is the source of this 675-nucleotide messenger RNA. The record is from the annotation of a GenBank genome assembly. NCBI's taxonomy places the organism in Eukaryota, Metazoa, Arthropoda, Insecta, Hymenoptera, Braconidae.